AUGGGAGCAGAGCAGAGCAAUGAGCAUGACCUUCGGCAUGGAGAUUCCAACUCUGCGAAUCCCUCCCCAGCCAGACAGAGAGCCAAGAUGGAUGACAUUGUGGUGGUGGCUCCUGGGACACAAUCUCACCGGAACAUCACAAAAGACCCCGAAGUCAUCAAGCUGCAGGAGAUCCCCACUUUCCAGCCCCUCCUAAAAGGUCUUCUGAGCGGCCAGACGUCCCCACCCAAUGUACGUCUGGAGCGUCUUGACUCCCCGCAGGUGCUGCAGCUGUGUGUGCGCUACCAAGAUCAUCUACACCAGUGCGCUGAGGCAGUAGCCUUCGACCAGAACGCACUGGUAAAACGUAUAAAAGAGAUGGACGCUUCUGUAGAUACCCUGUACAGCUACAUGCAGGAACGCCAAAAGCGUUUUGCCAAAUAUGCCGAGCAGAUCCAGAAGGUGAACGAGAUGUCAGCCAUUUUGAGACGGAUUCAGAUGGGGAUCGAUCAGACGGUGCCACUGAUGGAGAAGCUAAAUGCUAUGCUGCCUGACAGCGAGAGACUGGAGCCAUUCUGCAUGAGUCCAGACAGGGAGCAUAAACCUUAA
This is a messenger RNA of Staurois parvus, 588 nucleotides long. NCBI's taxonomy places the organism in Eukaryota, Metazoa, Chordata, Amphibia, Anura, Ranidae. The record is from the annotation of a GenBank genome assembly.